Molecule: messenger RNA, 989 nt
Organism: Schistosoma spindalis
Lineage: Eukaryota; Metazoa; Platyhelminthes; Trematoda; Strigeidida; Schistosomatidae
Source: the annotation of a GenBank genome assembly
UGAUACUGAAGGUGGUUACUCUAAGUGUUACUCUAUUACUACCUCCACUUUUAUUAACUAAUUUGUUUCACCUUUGAGCUUCAGAAAGGACAUAAAAGGCACUGUAAUAUUCUAUUUUUUAAAACGUUCUCGUGCAACACAGAUGCAGAUUUUAAGAAAUACAUUUCGUUAAAUCAGUCAGACCAAGUUUGGGGUUUGUAGGGUAACGGCGCGGUUUGUGAACAUCUACCAUACGAUGACAGUCGAUAAUCUUCCCGAACCUGGAUCAAGUAUAACAGCUUACUGUUCUGACACCUUCAUACAAGGAGAUGUACUAUGUGUAGAUGCGUCUAAGAGGCUGAUCGUUCUGCAGAAACCCUCAAGUAUCGGCAGACCUGAUGAGUGUGACAUACUUAUUCUACGCGCUGAUUACCUUAGAGACCUAAAGAGCAUUAAAGAGGGGUCUCCACCAGCAUGUCCUGAACUUAAUAUUGAAAAGAUAAUUGAGCGUAUUCGAGUUAACGAACGUAUUCAAAAGGAGAAGUUGAAGUUUUAUGGCCACGAUGUCCCUGUGGACGCUCGUAAACUUGCUGAAUACCUGGAAACUUUUUUCACUGUAGUUUGGGAUAAGCCACAUAUUGUUGUAAUGGAUCAUACAAUCAUCAGCCCUCCUUAUAAGGAAAACAAUGUGUCUUGUAAUUCGGAUGCACAACAAGCCAAAUCACAAACAGACUAUGUACAAAGAGUGGUACGUUUGUCAUUUCUCACGUCACCGCGUCAUAGGUUAGUCGGUUUUAUCAAGAGCGGGUCACGGAUAAUAGGAGUGGAAAUUGACCUAACUUUCCUUUCAAAAAAUAUACAGUAUCUCCUAUCCAGUUGUUUUUUCUAAUGAACCAUUUAUCUAGUGGCAACAUUCAAUCUUAUAUUUUACAUUUAUAUAGUAAAGUUAGAACUUAAAUUACCACCUGUGGAAAUAUAGUUACACACCUCGAAUUGCAUUGCUAAGUAAA